This is a messenger RNA of Symbiodinium necroappetens, 633 nucleotides long. The record is from the annotation of a GenBank genome assembly. Lineage: Eukaryota; Dinophyceae; Suessiales; Symbiodiniaceae.
GACAGUAAUGGGCAGGAGCUCGCUUUGGGCCUCUUAGAGUACGACUGGCCCUCAGCCCGGUUGGUGACGCAGAUCGCCGCUAUCUUGCUGGAGGAGCAGUUGGGCUACCACGUGUCCUUUGAGUACCGUACUUCCAGCUUCAUCGAGUCUUUGCGCCAGCUUGCCGGAUGUGCAGAGGGUCAAGGCACUGGUAUUCUGGGACCUGGUCCUGACGGUGUCCCACGAACCGUCCAAGGUGACGUUGUGAGGCCAUGCUCCGCCGAAGUGCGCUGCCAUGUGGCCUUGGACAGCCCUGUCGGAAGAAACGAGUUUACGCAACUGGCCUUCCGGGCAGCAACGCCGUUCACGUCGCCUGAAGAUGUGGGGAGCAUGGGCUACUUCAGUGAGCAGAACCUCGCAGUGUCCUCUGCGAUCCACGCUGCUGCCUAUGAGGACAGCGGGUUGGCCCUGGAUUACUAUCUGACCUACAACCAGAGCCUGAUGAACAAGUACAAGCCACUCUUUAAACCCACGGCCUACUUCGACGAGCUCUCUGGGGUCGACCGCGCCGAGAUUUUCGAGUGCACAGACGCGGGACUCGAGUUCACCGAUCCGAUCAAGAUGGCGGCCUACGUGAACUGGACCGGCGACGAG